ACAUUUGGAGGGAGGCAAGAGGAAGCGCCUCCAAGUCUCUUGGUUUAUUUUUAGCCCGUUUCUCAAAGAAGUGAGACCUGUGAUCGCAACCCAUGUGUCUUUUCUCACUUUAGUUCUGAGUAUUUGGGGGAAGAAAGGGAAUAAGGUAAAGGAGAGCGUCUCCAUCUUCCCCUGAUGCCCCACCAGUGCUCUUUUGGGCAGAAAAGCACCACCAGCACCAGGGCGGCACAGACCCUGCAGGGUCCCACCAUGGAGGUGCUGGGACGUGCUGUUUGGAGGCCUGGGUUCGGGUCUGCGUGGGCAGAAGAAGGGGUUUCUCUGUUGCCUUCAUGGUGGAUAAGUAGCCUAAUCGUUGACCUGAGGCGAAGCAGUGGCUGGAGGCAACAGCCGUACAGACUUCAGAAGAAGAGGAGCGUUGUCUGCAGAAGGUGGAAUCCUGGCUAAAACCAAGACUGAGUGAUUUUCUAGAAGAGUUGCCUCAACCACGCAGCUGUUGGGUGUGUAAUGCGAGCGCAGCAGCUUUAUAGCCUGGGUUUUUUGCCCGAUGUGCAUCGGUGCUAUGUAAGAGCCCAUCCAUUCUUGGUGUCCAUGGGCACCACCGCUUGAUCACCAGCUAAAGACGUGCUACGUUUGAGAAGGAGGGUGGGCUGGAGACCUCCCAAGGCCCUCUCCAACCCGAAUGAGCCAGUGGUCUCGCCCGGGAGGUACCACACCUCCCUCUGACCCACAGAUAGCAGCUCUUCCCCGGGUGCAUUUGCGUUGGUGGCUGCAGCGGACGUGCGAUCCGUGAGGUUAGGCGUGGGGACGGGGACAGUUCUGCUGUUUGCCGAAACGCCAGGCCGGCACGUGCCGGCACGUGUCAGCCCAUUAGUGGUGGUUGACUGCAGCUUUACUAGCCGAGAGAGCAGAGAGCGGAGGAGAAACCACGAGAGGAGAUUAAAGACCAGCGAGCAGUUUUCAUUGGCCAUCUUAAAAUUGCAGCUCAGUAAUUAAGGCUUUAGGCAGCUCACAAAUAGCCCAGCUUUCUGCCGUCUCGCUCGUAUUGUGAGCUUGUUGCCGCUGCAAGGAGCUGGACUUCAUACCUUGGCUGAAAGGGAGUAAAAGCAAAAGCCAUGCAGGGACCGAGACCAGUGGUUCUGAGUGGCCCAUCGGGUGCAGGGAAGAGCACUUUAUUAAAGAAAUUGCUUAAAGAUUACGAGAACAUCUUUGGCUUCAGUGUCUCCCAUACCACGAGGCAGCCAAGACCCGGAGAAGUAAAUGGCAAAGAUUACCACUUUGUGACCAGAGAGGAAAUGCAGAAAGAAAUCGAUGCUGGUGAAUUCAUCGAGCACGCAGAGUUCUCCGGAAAUAUGUACGGGACAAGUAAAGGUGCAGUGCAGGCUGUUCAGGCCCAGAACCAGAUCUGCGUCCUUGACAUCGACAUCCAGGGCGUGAAGAACAUCAAGAGGACAGACCUGAACCCCAUCUACAUCUCCGUGCAGCCUCCGUCCAUAGACAUCUUGGAAAAAAGACUACGUGACCGAAAGACUGAGACAGAAGAAAGUUUACUGAAGCGUUUGACUGCAGCUCGUGUAGAUUUGGAACUUAGUAAAGAGCCUGGCCUGUUCGACUUGGUCAUUAUUAAUGAUGAUUUAGAAAAAGCCUAUUCCGAAUUGAAGGAGAUACUCCUGGAGGAAAUCAAGAAGACCCAAGAAUCCAGGAAGUCCUGAGCUGAGCCCGCUUGGACGUUUUAACUUUGCACAUCAUUCCUGAAGCACAUCAUGCCAUUUUAUUCUGAGAGACAUUCCCUUUAGGCUGAUCCUCCUCCCAAGUUACUCUAGGAUGUUUCUAUUAAAAGGAAAGAAAAUGAAA
Molecule: messenger RNA, 1851 nt
Organism: Aquila chrysaetos chrysaetos
Lineage: Eukaryota; Metazoa; Chordata; Aves; Accipitriformes; Accipitridae
Gene: GUK1
Product: guanylate kinase 1
Exons: 8
Coding region: 1113-1709 (198 amino acids)
Biological process (GO): purine nucleotide metabolic process
Cellular component (GO): cytosol
Molecular function (GO): GMP kinase activity
Source: RefSeq, a predicted model, not a curated record